AAUGGUUUUGGAACAAUAAAUGGAGCGAGCAAAGACUCUUCCAGUUCAUUACACUGGGAAGACGCAUAAAGAAGUUCUUGCUUCAACAGUGAUUGAACGGAACUCUUUCAUCUUCGUCCCACUUUACUUGAACUCUGAUAGCAGAAAAGUCUAAGAAACUUUAUUUUUGUAAGAUUUAUUUUAAUAUAAAAAAAGAAAAUGGAGUCUCAGAUCCGCCAGAACUACCACCGUGACUGCGAAGCCGCCAUCAACCGGAUGAUCAACAUGGAGAUGUAUGCCUCUUACACCUACACAUCAAUGGCUUUCUAUUUCUCCCGUGACGACGUGGCUCUGCCUGGUUUCGCUCACUUCUUCAAGGAGAACAGCGAUGAGGAGCGUGAGCACGCUGACAAGCUGCUCUCCUUCCAGAACAAGAGAGGAGGACGCAUUUUCCUGCAGGACAUCAAGAAGCCUGAUCGUGAUGAGUGGGGCAGUGGGCUGGAGGCCAUGCAGUGUGCUCUGCAGUUGGAGAAGACUGUGAACCAGGCCCUGCUGGACCUGCACAAGAUUUCCUCUGACAAGGUCGACCCCCAUCUCUGUGACUUCCUGGAGACUCACUACCUCAAUGAGCAGGUAGAGGCCAUUAAGAAGCUGGGCGACUACAUCACCAACCUCAACAAGAUGGAUGCCGCCAACAACAAGAUGGCAGAGUACCUGUUUGACAAGCAUACCCUGGGGAGCAAGAGUUAAACUACAACCCCACCACAGACCACAGCAUGCAACUGUUUCUCAGAUCUUCCCGGCUGGCUUUUCUAUUAAGAGGCAAAGUGUCUGGUAAAAUAAACAUAGUUGUAGUUGCUGAUGUUGUAGAAGUGUACUCAAAAGCUUUGCUGUUGGAGCAUCCCAAUACAUUCAGUGUAACUGAUGAAUAAAACAUUCUGAGCUGGA
Messenger RNA from Esox lucius (northern pike), 927 nucleotides. Its product is annotated as ferritin, middle subunit. Gene Ontology annotation, cellular component: cytoplasm. Gene Ontology annotation, molecular function: ferrous iron binding; ferric iron binding. The transcript is spliced from 4 exons. The coding region runs from base 199 to 729 and encodes 176 amino acids. The record is from RefSeq and is a predicted model, not a curated record. Gene Ontology annotation, biological process: intracellular iron ion homeostasis; iron ion transport. NCBI's taxonomy places the organism in Eukaryota, Metazoa, Chordata, Actinopteri, Esociformes, Esocidae.